AUGGCUCGCAAUGCUUCUCCUUCGCUCUCGCUCGGCCCCACUGACGCUGCUCCUGCUCUCUCGUACCCAGAGGCGCUGGUGGAGAAAUUCUGGAAGAGCAUGAAAGAGACGUCCGAGCAUCGCUACGAGACUCCCGUAAUUGACAAGGUGAUUGGGAUCGAUGAGAUGGAGAAGGAGGAAGACGGGGACGGGAACGCUUGCUACGUGUACGAGUGCCAUUGCACGGGAAGCUACCUGCUGGCGGGUGGUCUGAGGAAGGGCGAGGCUGAAACGGUCAACUGCGAUUCUUGUUCCAAGUGGAUCCAUGUGAUGAUGAAGUGA
This is a messenger RNA of Guillardia theta CCMP2712, 321 nucleotides long. RefSeq lists its product as hypothetical. Bases 1 to 321 code for a protein of 106 amino acids. The record is from RefSeq and is a predicted model, not a curated record. The transcript is spliced from 3 exons. Lineage: Eukaryota; Cryptophyceae; Pyrenomonadales; Geminigeraceae.